CGCUGACAAAUUUCAGCAUACGUUGACUUCCUUUCAAAUACGUCAACAACUCAGUUUGGUUUGGUUGGCCAUUUAAAACUAAAGAGAAGUAGGUUAUACAUUCUCUCAAAUUCGCCGUAUGUUUUCAUUUGUGACUCACUGAAAGGGCUUGUGUUAAUUUUAUAACCCAGCAAAAUGGCUCCGAAACAGAGGAUGCGAAUUGCCAACGAUAAAGCAAGUAAAAAUGUUACAUUACGUGGAAACGUACCAAAAUCAACCAAACCACAAGAUGAGAAAUACCCGGUUGGACCAUGGCUUCUUGCUCUAUUCGUUUUCGUUGUUUGUGGAUCAGCCGUCUUCCAGAUAAUCCAGAGCAUCAGGCUAGCAUAACAUGUCUCUGGACGAUCCUGAGGAAUAAUGAUAAUCCAUCUAUCAUUUCAACAUCAUUUUCUACGUUCAAAAGCACAAAUUUCAGUUUUCAACUGUUUUUUCCAUACAUUUUUCAAUAAUUAUGAAUGUAAAAUCUGAUCAAAUUAUAAAAUCCCCUACCUUUAUCCGUCAAUGAUAUUAAAAAUUCUAUGUAUGUACAUUCUAUAUCUGAUACACUUCGAUCGUUAUUGAUUCUAGCUCAAUGUAAACAAAUAACGUUCCACUGUUGAUAAUUUUAUAUGUGUAUUUCAUUGGUGUAUGUAUAUAAUAAUAUAAACUGUAAUUGAUAUUAUUCCUCUUGAAAUGGAACAUCUGUACUACAAUGAGUAUUCUGUUGUACGUGUAUAUUUUAAAUAAUAUAUCAUUGUCAAAUGAA
Messenger RNA from Nilaparvata lugens (brown planthopper), 784 nucleotides. RefSeq names its product stress-associated endoplasmic reticulum protein 2. The coding region runs from base 175 to 369 and encodes 64 amino acids. The record is from RefSeq and is a predicted model, not a curated record. Gene Ontology annotation, biological process: endoplasmic reticulum unfolded protein response. The transcript is spliced from 3 exons. Gene Ontology annotation, cellular component: endoplasmic reticulum. NCBI's taxonomy places the organism in Eukaryota, Metazoa, Arthropoda, Insecta, Hemiptera, Delphacidae.